CAUGAGCGACAUCCGGCACUCGCUGCUGCGGCGCGACGCGCUGAGCGCCGCCAAGGAGGUGCUCUACCACCUCGACAUCUACUUCAGCAGCCAGCUGCAGAGCGCCCCGCUGCCGCUCGUCGACAAGGGGCCCGCCGAGCUGGUCGACGAGUUCCUCUUCCAGGUGCCCAAGGAGCGCGGCGUCCCGCCCAAGAGAUUAAAUUCACUUCAGGAACUUCAACUCCUUGAGAUCAUGUGCAAUUAUUUCCAAGAACAAACCAAGGAUUCAGUCCGGCAGAUCAUUUUCUCAUCUCUCUUCAGUCCUCAAGGAAACAAAGCAGAUGACAACAGGAUGGCGUUACUGGGGAAGCUGGUUUCCAUGGCAGUGGCUGUGUGCAGAGUUCCUGUUCUGGAAUGUGCUGCCUUCUGGCUCCAGCGUACCCCUGCUGUCUACUGUGUGAGGCUCGCUCGGGCUUUGGUUGAUGACUACUGCAACCUGGUGCCAGGGUCCAUCCAAACACUGAAACAGAUAUUCAGUGCCAGUCCUCGAUUCUGCUGCCAGUUCAUUACGUCAGUCACUGCUCUGUAUGAUCUCUCUUCAGAUGACCUCAUCCCUCCUUCGGAGCUGCUGGAGUUGAUUGUUUCCUGGAUCUUUGAGGACCCCCGCUUGAUCCUCAUUACCUUUCUAAACACUCCUAUUGCAGCCAACCUGCCCAUAGGGUUCUUAGAGCUCACCCCACUCACGGGACUGAUCCGCUGGUGCGUGAAGGCCCCCUUGGCCUAUAAAAGGAAGAAGAAAGCCUCUCUCUCCAAUGGACACCCCCCCAGCAAAAUUGCCAAGGACUCAGCUGCAGGAGAUGACAAAGACUGCCAUCAGCUGUAUUCAAAACUGCAUUUAAGUGUCCUACAGGUUCUUAUGAUGCUUCAGGGGCACUUAACAGAGAAGAACCUUUAUGGACGCCUGGGGCUAGUGCCCUUUGACCACRUGGUUCCACUUGUUGAGGAAAUCAACAGGCUCUCUGAUGAACUCAACCCUCUCAAUGCGUCCAAAGAGAUCGAACUGGCCCUGGACAGGCUGGCUCAGGCUCUGCAGGUGGCCAUGGCAUCAGGAGCACUGCUGUGCACUAGGGAUGAUUUGAGGACUGUAUGCUCCAGGCUGCCACAUAACAACCUGCUCCAGCUGGUGAUUUCAGGCCCAGUACAACAACCAACCCACGGCCCUUUGCCACCAGGAUUUUAUCCACACAUCCAUACUCCUCCUCUGGGCUAUCCCGCACAYGCGGCGCACCCUGCAUUACCUGCACACCCGGCUCACCCAGCGCUCCCGGCUCACCCUGUACAAACAUUUAUCCCGGGAAUGACAUUCCCCUACAGACCUAUUCGCUAAAAACUCAACUGUAAAAUAGAACCAGUUUCCCAUAGUUUGAGAAAGCCUUGCAGAGGAAACCAAAAGUUUGGGGAACCACAUUUUUCUCCUUCAGUUUAAACCUGAGUAAUGCCUGCACUGAAGGAUCAGCCCUUGGGAGUAGUGACAACACAGACCAGUAGUCUGCAGAAUAUGAAGGCAGAUCCUAUAGGUGAAAGGAGGGAUGUGGAAAUAGACAAACAAGCUGAAAACCUCUGGAAUGUGUGGAAUUUAACCCACUUUGUUUCAUUUAAUCAGCCAAGAUUGUUAUAUUUCCUCAACGUGUGUUUCUUCUUUUUUUGGUAGCCCAUGUCUGUUUACUUCAUGGUGAGACCAGAUAAUCUGGCUCUCUGUGUAAGAGGGCCAGAAGGAAAGCCAUAAGAUUUUCCAAGCUAGUUCACUCCAGCCUAUUAAUUUCUUUGUAAAUGUUUGUGUCUAUAGCUACAGAGUUAGUGUACACUGUAUAUUUUUGGAACACAAAUGUUUGCUUCAGAAGCACAAACUAGAGUAAAACAGCACUGCCUAUGAAAGGAAAUUAUUUCAGAAGUGUAAAGCAAUUUUGCCCCUUAAUCYUUUUCCCCAGUGAUUAAAAGGCUCRGCUUGUUAGGCCUGUGCUAGAAAGGGAACAUAAUUCCUUUGCGUAGCAGAACUUGCUGCUUCAGCCACUACAAAAAAUAUGCAAUUGGGCCCAAUUACUAGAGCUUUUUCCUACUUUUUAUCUCUGCUGAGAUUCUAUGAGGCCCUUUUGCAGGGCAAAACAGC
This is a messenger RNA of Nothoprocta perdicaria, 2146 nucleotides long. It is a transcript of the gene INTS15, whose product is annotated as chromosome unknown C7orf26 homolog. The transcript has 6 exons. Lineage: Eukaryota; Metazoa; Chordata; Aves; Tinamiformes; Tinamidae. The coding region runs from base 2 to 1366 and encodes 454 amino acids. The record is from RefSeq and is a predicted model, not a curated record.